AUGAGACGAAUCAAACUCGACCCCAACCCCAUAGGCGAGGAGAACUUCCUCUUCAUCAACGCCUUCAAAGAGUGGGGCGAGGGCAACGUCCUCGAGGCCUCGAGGCAAUGGGGGUUCAACUUCAGCGCCGCGCUGCACGAGGCGCUCACCCUCGGCCAGUCGAUACCCUGGAAAGACGACCUGAUCGCUCAAGCCGAAUGGAUAGGGACUGUUGUCUCGGGCGCGCCGAGCCUCUGCGGUCUAGACUCUGUCCUGGUUCGCCAACAUGGCUACUAUCCAAGGCAAAUGAGUCACUUCUCUGGUGUGCGUCUCGACGUACGCUACGCUCAAUUGUUAGCAUAG
This is a messenger RNA of Penicillium arizonense, 342 nucleotides long. RefSeq lists its product as uncharacterized. Bases 1 to 342 code for a protein of 113 amino acids. The record is from RefSeq and is a predicted model, not a curated record. The transcript is spliced from 2 exons. Lineage: Eukaryota; Fungi; Ascomycota; Eurotiomycetes; Eurotiales; Aspergillaceae.